Molecule: messenger RNA, 684 nt
Organism: Cyprinodon tularosa
Lineage: Eukaryota; Metazoa; Chordata; Actinopteri; Cyprinodontiformes; Cyprinodontidae
Product: PRA1 family protein 3-like
Exons: 3
Coding region: 42-539 (165 amino acids)
Biological process (GO): negative regulation of transport
Cellular component (GO): membrane
Source: RefSeq, a predicted model, not a curated record
GGCGCUGCUGUCUGGGGCUGUCAGACAGAACAGCUUCUAGGAUGUCGCCGCUCAAAGAGUGGAGUGAUUUCUUUCCUGGCUUGAAAGGCUUUGCCUUUCCCAAUAAUUUCCGCGAGUUUGAAGAGAGAUUGAUCAGCAACCUGCUUUAUUAUCAGACUAAUUAUCUGGUUCUAAGUACUGCUGUUUUCAUCUUAGCCGGGUUAAAGGAUCCUAUGGGGUUUAUUACUGGCCUGGCCGUGCUGUUCGCCGUUUAUCUGGUUUUAGUUUGGGCUGGAGAGAUACAACCCUUGCUUAGCCUAAAGAGAUGGAGGCCAUUAGCUUUUUUGAUCACAGUCAUUGUUGUCAAUUAUGUGGUGAUUUAUUCAUUUGCCAGAAUCAGAAAACUUGCACCCCCAACCAGUUUUAUACUGACUGUGAUUACUCCACAUGUCUCCUUUCGCAACCGUGGCAUCAGCGAAGUGGCAUACAUGAAAGAAGCUACAGGACUGGGCGGAUCAGCUAUGGGCAUUCUACUCAUGACUCGCAACAAAAAAAAAUAGGAAAAGCUAAAGGAGAAAGGAUGAUUGAAAAGGCACUUUGUGAAAACAGAUGAAUUAUUUUCCCAUCUUAUGGAAUUAAAUGUUUCUUUGUCUUUUAAACCUUUUUAUCAUUAUUAUUUUUAAGCUCUAGUGUCCUUGAUGUUUU